GUGGUCGAGAGAGGGUGUGCCGCUCUCUCGCUUCGUGUCUUGUGAGUGCGAGUGGUCCAUCCCUUACGUGGUAAUUGAUUCUUUUCGUCCCUGAUUCGGUGACAGUCAUUUAAUCAGGGUUGUGGCUAUUUGGUGAUAACAGUGGUGUAUUUUGGUGUAUAUCGGAACUCUGGAAAGUUAUUUACGAUAAGAGAUAACACUUAUACAGGAUUUACUUUCCGUGGACAUCCCAGCACUGGACUAUAUUUAGGAAGGGACGUUGACGAGCUGAAGGCAGCCGCGCUUUCACUUGAGUUGCCGCUUGAGAAGCUCCUCACACAGAGCCUCGGCGUCUGAAGGAAUGCGUUCGUCGACGUAUCGUCAGUGAGUCACAGGACAGGAAGAGAGCCUCUGCGUCAGUGUGUCAUGUUCGACGACACAGCCGGAGAGAGAGAAUAAUGAUUACAUGUGUCGACCUCGAGGAUAACAUGCUGGGAAGUCGACCUCGAGGAGACCUCAGUGUUCCACCGACGCCGCGACCCCUCCACCUCUGAAGGGGGCGCAGCUCACACUCCAUCCGAUUCUCUUGACGCCCACGAAUUUCUUCCGCCAUGGACGCCAGCAACGAGUUCAAGGUGUUCCUCUCGCCGUCGAGCGCGUCGGCCGCCAAGAAGCCGGAGGGCGAGAGCAGCAAUAUCCGGCAGAGGCUCGUCCCCGUCAUCAAUAAGGUGUUCUCGCCGUCACACUUCAUGCUGGCGCAGAGGAAGACCACCGUGUACAAGGCCGUCUCGGGCGUCUCCUUCCAGGACAUCGAGCUCGGCGGCAAGAGGAAGUCCGGGACGAAGAGGGAGAAGAAGGAAAAGCGAUCAGAUAAGAAGGACGAUUUAUACACUACUGCGAGCGAGGGCGAUAAAUCGCAGGUGAGCGGCCGAAGCGACAAGUCCGGCGGAGGCGGCCACGGCAGCAAAGCAGAGGCCCGGAGGCACCGCCACAGUCUGGGCAGCCACGCCGAGCGCCCUCAGUCCUUCCUCAACGACAACCUCGAGAAGCUGAGCCUCGACAAGAAGCCUCGAGUGCGCUCGGCGUCGCGGACACGAAGCGCAAGCGCCACCGACAACCUGUAUCUGUCGCAGGCCGCGGGGGAGAGCAAUGGACAGGCGGACGUGCCGCCCAUCAAGCCUCGCAGGACGCGGUCGGCCUCACGGCCCCGCAAGGCGCUGUCGACGGUCCCCGUGCCGUCGCUCACCUCCACGAGCAGCACGAGCAAGGCGAGCAGCAGUUCAGGCGACUGCCACAGUAGACAAGACCAGAGGAAGGAAAAUGGGGAUAAACAGAGCGAAUCGGAGGAUAAGAACGAGAGCUCUAGCAAGGAGGGCGAGACAAAAAACAAAGAGGAAAAUGACUGUGAGAUCGAGGACGAGGACGCCUAUGGGCGGUCCCGCGCCAGGAAAAAGUCUGGAAGAAGCAACAAAUCAGAGAAUUCCGGCGAAAGACAAGAUUCCGAGAAAGACUCCAAGUCGAAAGUCGAAUUGAAAUCCAAAGAGGGCGGCGACGAGGAGCCCGAAGGCGGCUACUUCAGCCUGGAGAAGGAGGAGAAGGCAGCGGGAGAGAUCAAGUUCAUCUACGAGGCCGUCCCGACCAACUCGUGCGAGGAGUACCUGGAGAACGACCAGUGCGUGGAGGCCAUCUACGUGUGCCAGGUGUUCCGGAAGGACUCCGACACGGAAGGAGACGAUGACCACGUCUACGAAAACUACCAAGUAAUCAAGAUGACCAAGGAAGGCAAGGUCAUCACAGAUGACGACGAGAACUAUGCCAACUACCAGAUCAUCAGGAGGGUCAAGGAGGCCGAGCUCCUAGGUCUGCCCGGAGAGCCUGACGGAGGCAAUGGCGAAGACGAGGAGGACAAUCUGUAUGAGAGCAUUAAUUUCCUCAGCCAGAAUCCUCUUGCUCUCGUCCAGACGACAGCCAUGGAGGCCCGGAUGAAGAGGCGUCCCCGCCUCGGCUCAAGCGAUUCUAUUCCUUUCAUUGAUGACAGCGAGAACUCGGGGGACGAGACGGAGACGAGGAACCCCGUGGCGAGAGGUGUAACUCCCGGGGGGAGUGUCACGGUCAUCACUAUCAAGGACGACGACAAGACAGAAAUCACUCAGAAAGUCGCCAGCCCUCUGCGAACUAAGACAUCGCCGCUUGGAGCGCAAGACGGGCUGGGAGGCGACGUGAAGGAGGCGGGAGGAAAGGGCGUUCAUGACGAGAAGCUGGUGCAGGCAAGCGACCGCGGGCAUCAGGCGCAAUCAGAAGCCCGGUCAAAGCAGAAGAGGUCUUCAGAGAUUUCGGCUGCGAGCGCCACGGCCGCUUCGUCGGCAGGUCGUGGCUGCCACACAGCGCCCUCCAGGCACUCGUACCCCGCAGCCUCCACGCUCAUCCCCAAACUCGCGGAUAAAGUCGGUCUGAACUCGACGCGGUUGGCUCCUACUUCGGAGGAAGCGGGCGGCUCAGCGGCCAGCGAGAGGGACAGCAGGCAGAAGAAGGUGAAGAAGAGCAUGAGCCACAGUGACGUCCAGUCCCACUUCAAGGGCGGACUGACUCUAUCCGAGUCCUUCUCUGACGAUGACAUCCAGCACAACGAGGACUUUGAGUCCUUUUCCGAGACCGACUCAGAGCUGGACAACCUGGACUACGACAUGUUCACGCCCAAGAGCAGCAGGAGCGGCCAGGGCAGCCGUCCCCCCCUGAGGCGCGCCAGGAGGCUUCCUCGCGGGAGGUCCCUAUCAGCGUCCCAUGCAAGCCCGCUCAUGACGUCGACGCCGUUCGGGACGUGUCGAAAUUCCAACGGAUCCUCGACUGUGGAGUCGACCAUCGUCCUCGGGGAAGAGCUGCAGUCUCCCAAGACCUUCCAGGCCCUCCUGCAGGACAAGUGCCUCAACCCGCCGGAUACUGACGCUGAGUCGCAGGCGGGCGACCUCAAGGCGGACAAGAGCGCGCCCUUGCUGAUUCGCGAGGUGGGCGACGUGGCCGUGCGGGGCGCCCGCGAUGUGGUGAUGAGUUACCACAGCGGCGGCGGAGCGGAGACCGGCGAUCGAGUCAUUCUCGACGACACCUUGUCCUUCACGUGGUCUGACGCCGAGAGCGAGUUCGAGUUCAUCGACUUCAAGAAGGCCGAGCCGCCCAAGACGUGCGUAGUGUACCAGGGCGUCACGCUGGCCUCCAGCGUGACGGCCACGACCACCACCACCACCACCAGCAUCGACAGGAAGGGCAGCGCCGUCAAGAGGUCCCACAGCAUGAAAGGUAAGCCCACGGACGUCGCCCUGGACGCCAGGUAG
Molecule: messenger RNA, 3305 nt
Organism: Penaeus monodon (black tiger shrimp)
Lineage: Eukaryota; Metazoa; Arthropoda; Malacostraca; Decapoda; Penaeidae
Product: protein split ends-like
Source: RefSeq, a predicted model, not a curated record